Molecule: messenger RNA, 707 nt
Organism: Effrenium voratum
Lineage: Eukaryota; Dinophyceae; Suessiales; Symbiodiniaceae
Source: the annotation of a GenBank genome assembly
CAGGAGGCAAAAGCGCCGGAGCAUAGGUGUCCUUUUUGGUUGGUUUGACUACAAAAUAGAGGGCGAUUCCUGGUUUAGAUGGGAUUUAUUUCAUUUACCAGGGAAACCCUAUUUUUCCAAAAGGCCACCUAUGAGCAGGAGCCGCAGCAGGAAGAGCCGGAGGAGCCUCCAGCGGAGGAGCCUCCAGCGGAGGAGCCGCCACAGAGCGACGACACCGAAGCCGCGGAAGCAAGUUCGACCAAGCCGAGUCAGCAGGAUGCCGAGGCGACUCGUGACGUUGAGCCAGGACCACCGGGCAAAGAGGCGGUCUUCUUCUGUCGAUCCAAAGACGUGGGCACGCUGCGCGGGGCCAUCCAUAAGAUCCUUGGGCAGAUGAAAGUCCUCCAGCAGAAUAUCGACAUAGUGGCACGGGAUCUGGCAGGCGUUGAAGUCCACUGAGUCGCAGUUGGUUGGGAAGGAAGUGUGGAAAUCGUCGGAAUAGCGUGUCAAACACACGUGGAAUCGACGCCUGCAGGUCCUUUUGUACAACAAUUCACCGGUCGCGCAAAAUGCGCUUGCGCCCAAUGGGAAUUUGCCUUUUGGCAGCUAGCUGUGUGUUUCUGUGGCCGGAAGUGCCUGCGCACACGGGAUCUUGGAGUCUCGAUUGCCAGGUCUCUAAAGAUUCAUGAAGCGAGAGUCAAAGCGGUGCCGCUGAUGGACCAGACAGC